Theobroma cacao (cacao) is the source of this 2797-nucleotide messenger RNA. RefSeq names its product STRUBBELIG-receptor family 6 (gene SRF6). Gene Ontology annotation, molecular function: protein binding; ATP binding; protein kinase activity. Gene Ontology annotation, biological process: protein phosphorylation. The record is from RefSeq and is a predicted model, not a curated record. NCBI's taxonomy places the organism in Eukaryota, Viridiplantae, Streptophyta, Magnoliopsida, Malvales, Malvaceae.
UACUUUUUUGCAUUUUUUUUAACAGUGUCAGUCACAUGAAAAACAGAAAGGAAAAACAAAAACCAAAAUACAAAAAAUGGGAAUUUGUGAUGUCUACAUAAAUACCACUAUUAAUGUUAAUGAUAAUGUUAUAGCCAUAGGCAAUGUAAAAAUAUAAGCUUUCCUGUGGCUUUGGAUUCUUCUGGCAAAUCGUGCCUGCCAGCUUUUACUUGGUUAUGGCUAAACAAGUCUAAAAUUUGUCCCACAAAGAAAAUUAUUGUAUUAUUAUAAAAGCGGAAGAAUAAGAAAAAGGGUCCAAGACAGCCUUAGACCAAAGCCAGUUCUGGUUCUGGGUGGUGAUCAGUUUGGAGAGAGAUGAGGAAGAAUUGGAGAAAAGGUUUGGUUUUGCUGCUGUUCACAGUCUGCAUUUUGGGGUUUAAGCCCAGAUGUGCCAAUGGUGCUACAGAUCAAGGAGAUGCUUCAGCUCUAGGGGGUAUGUUCAGCAGUUUAAAUUCACCACAGCAGCUAACAGGAUGGACCUCUAGCAAUGGUGAUCCAUGUGGGCAGUCCUGGAAAGGUGUUACUUGUUCGGGCCAACGUGUCACUGAAAUUAAACUGUCGAAUCUUGGACUUUCUGGGUCAAUUUACAACCUUCAAAGUUUGACAUCAUUGAAGGAACUGGACAUGAGCCAUAACAAUAUUGCAGGCGAAAUACCAUAUAAUCUUCCUCCGAACUUGCAGCAAUUAAACCUUGCAUUUAAUCAAUUUACUGGAAGCGUCCCUUAUGUCUUCCAUGACAUGCCUUCUCUUCAAUACCUAAAUCUUGGUCAUAACCAGUUGCAGAACCAAUUGAAUGACAUGUUUGCACCACUUUCUUCCCUCUCCACAUUGGAUCUCUCUUUCAAUGCUCUUACUGGUGAUCUCCCUGAGAGUUUUAAAAAUCUCUCUAGUGUGAACUCUAUGUAUUUGCAAAACAACCAGUUUACAGGCACUAUUGAUGUCCUUGCCAAUCUUCCCCUUGAUAAUCUGUAUGUUUCAAAUAACCGUUUUACUGGCUGGAUACCUGAUCAGUUGAAAAGUAUCAAUUUGCAGAAGGACGGAAACUCAUGGAGCUCGGGACCUGCUCCCCCACCUCCACCUGGUACCCCUCCUGCCACUAGAAACAACAGAAAUCACAAAUCUGGUAGCAAUAGUUCCCCAUCGGAUGGUGGUUCUGGUGGUGGCAGUAGCAAAUCAGGCAUUGGAGGUGGAGGCAUAGCAGGAAUAGUGAUUUCCAUCCUGAUUGUUGGGGCUAUAGUAGCAUUCUUUCUGGUGAAAAGAAGAUCCAAGAGGUCAUCCUCAGAUAUUGAAAAGCUUGAUAAUGAACCCUUUGCUCCUCUUGCUUCUAACGAAGUGCAAGAAAUGAAAUCCAUUCAGUCUUCCUCUUCAAUUGACACCAAGACCUUUGAUACACCUGCUUCAAUAAACCUUCGACCCCCUCCCAUCGACCGCCACAAAUCAUUUGAUGAAGAAGACUUUUCUAAAAAGCCCGUUGUUGUUAAGAAAGCUGUCCCAGCCCCUACAAAUGUUACAUCAUAUUCAAUAGCAGACCUCCAGAUGGCUACAGGCAGUUUCAGUGUUGAAAAUCUUCUUGGUGAAGGGUGUUUUGGACGUGUUUAUCGAGCUCAAUUUGAUGAUGGCAAGGUUCUUGCUGUGAAGAAAAUAGAUUCAUCAGCUCUUCCCAGUGAAAUAUCUGAUGAUUUUAUAGAGAUAGUUUCAAAUAUCUCCCAGUUGCAUCACACAAAUGUAACAGAGCUGGUUGGCUAUUGUUCAGAGCAUGGACAGCACCUGCUUGUCUAUGAGUUCCACAAAAAUGGCUCACUGCAUGACUUUCUCCAUGUAUCAGAUGAGUACAGCAAGCCGUUGAUUUGGAACUCUCGUGUUAAAAUUGCUCUGGGGACUGCACGUGCAUUAGAGUACCUGCAUGAAGUUUGCUCACCAUCUAUUGUUCAUAAAAAUAUCAAGUCAGCCAACAUCUUACUUGAUGCUGAGCUCAAUCCUCACCUUUCAGACUCGGGCUUGGCAACCUUUAUUCCAGAUGCAGAUCAGGUACUAAAUCGUGAUGAUGUAGGGUCUGGAUACAGUGCACCUGAGGUUGCUAUGUCUGGUCUGUACUCUCUUAAGAGUGAUGUUUACAGUUUUGGAGUGGUUAUGUUGGAACUUCUCACUGGACGUAAGCCAUUUGAUAGCACAAGGCCAAGACUUGAGCAAUCUUUGGUUCGAUGGGCAACACCUCAGCUCCAUGACAUUGAUGCUCUAUCUAAGAUGGUUGACCCAGCACUUAAAGGGCUUUACCCCGUUAAAUCUCUCUCGCGUUUUGCAGAUGUGAUUGCUCUUUGUGUCCAGCCGGAGCCUGAGUUUCGACCACCUAUGUCAGAAGUGGUUCAAGCAUUGGUUCGACUAGUGCAGCGAGCUAACAUGAGUAAGAGAACAAUUGGGACGGACCAAGGAGCAUCUCAGCGAACCGACAACCCUGAUGCACAUGACGACUACAUGUCUUAAAUGGCUGCAGUAGUCCUGCUAAGACUGUUUUGGUGACGAGGACUUGAGAUUGUAAUCAUGUUAAAAGUUUUCGUUUGAUUGUAAUAUUAUUACUAUACCCCCUAACUUUAGCGUCAGUUUCAAGUCAGCCCUGCGCUUUGUAAUAUGUUGCAAUAUGGUCCAAUCGGUGGCACCCAUUUAAUUAAAAUUCUUUCACCGUUCUGUAUAUGUUGAACUUUGGUGUUUCUUUUAAUUCUCUUUACAAUAAUAAGACACAUAAUAAUUCCCUCAGUUCUCA